UGUGUGGUUAUCUAGGUUUUUGUGUCUCUAUGAUCUCUGCCAAAAAGCGGUUCUGUUUAUAACCUAAAAUUUUAAAUUAAUUAAAAAACUGAUAAAACGUUGUUUAUUCAUAGUUUAUAGAAAGCAAAUUGGUUUUAUACAUAGAAAUAUUCUUAAAAAGAUAUUAUAAAAGAGUGGUAUUCAGUAUUCGUAUUUUUUGUUUUUACUUUAGAUGUUUCAUACUGUGAGUAAAGAUCUAAAGUAGAUAUUUUCCUACAUUAAAAUUAAACAUGCACAAAAAUAUAUAUAAUACAAUUUUCUGCCAAACCUUCAGUCCCUGUGGCAACUUAUUAACAGCAGGAGACAUUUAUGGUUCAAUACAUGUAUUUUUUUUGAACAAAAUCCUAAAUUCAGAUAACAAUUUAAACAAAGAAGAACUAUUACCAAAAUUUAAAAUAUCUGUAAAAGAAGAUUAUCCAAUUAAUGCUCUUCUUACUACACAUGAUCAUUUAAUUGUUGGUACAGUUGGUGAAAUUGUUGCUUUUACCUGGAGGAAUGUUAAAACAAACAAAAAUAUUCGUGAUUGGAGUAUAGAAUUACCAGAAAAUAAAGAUGGUUUCAAUAAAACUGAUGUUAACUGUUUGAUAUAUCAUGAAGAAAACAGACAUCUUUAUGUGGGAUGUGGUGAUAAUGCAGUUUAUGUGUAUGAUAUUGAAACAAGAGAUUUAUUAAAAACACUAGACAAACACAAAGAUUACAUUCACAGCAUAUGUCUUAUAAAUAAUGAAUUGAUAUCAGGAGGGGAAGAUGGGGUUGUCAACAUUUGGGAUAUAAGAACCAAUCAGGUGGUAAAUAAAAUUACCCCCAGUUUAGAGAAUAAAAUUUCUAGGCCAAAUUUAGGAAAAUGGAUUGGAGCAGUCAGUGCAAAUGAUGACUAUAUUCUCUGUGGAGGAGGUCCUAGACUGGCUCUGUGGCACUUUCGCUUUUUAUCUCACUCUACAAUAUUUCCAAUUGAUGACAAUGGCAUUCAUAUUGCUGAAAUUUAUGACGAAAAAAUUCUAGCUGGGGGGAGAAGUAAACUUUUUUAUCAAAUGAAUUUUGUGGGUGACAUUGUCUCAGAAAUUCCUACUUCAGCUGGUACUACUUAUAGUGCCAUACAUCAUAGUGAGCCCAACAAUGUGUUGUGUAUUGCAGGCUCAAGUCCUAAAAUAGAUAUUUGUAAUAAUUUCAUGUACAAAAAUCAACAAUUGUCUUUGUGUUGAAUUUGAUAAUUUUUACAGAAAUAAAAUGUUUUUUUUUU
Messenger RNA from Aethina tumida (small hive beetle), 1279 nucleotides. It is a transcript of the gene thoc6, whose product is annotated as THO complex subunit 6 homolog. Gene Ontology annotation, molecular function: protein binding. The coding region runs from base 270 to 1241 and encodes 323 amino acids. Gene Ontology annotation, cellular component: transcription export complex; THO complex. Gene Ontology annotation, biological process: mRNA export from nucleus. The record is from RefSeq and is a predicted model, not a curated record. Lineage: Eukaryota; Metazoa; Arthropoda; Insecta; Coleoptera; Nitidulidae. The transcript has 4 exons.